This is a messenger RNA of Hippoglossus stenolepis (Pacific halibut), 3025 nucleotides long. RefSeq names its product proprotein convertase subtilisin/kexin type 6 (gene pcsk6). Gene Ontology annotation, biological process: peptide hormone processing. The record is from RefSeq and is a predicted model, not a curated record. Lineage: Eukaryota; Metazoa; Chordata; Actinopteri; Pleuronectiformes; Pleuronectidae. Gene Ontology annotation, cellular component: membrane; cell surface. Gene Ontology annotation, molecular function: serine-type endopeptidase activity. The coding region runs from base 110 to 2842 and encodes 910 amino acids. The transcript is spliced from 21 exons.
UGUGGAGGAGACUUGAAGUGACAGUAGGUUCACAACAUGACGGACUGGACUCACAGCCGCGCUGCUCACUGAACAGCUCCUUCUUCUGUCCCUGUGAUUUUCAGGCAGGAUGACUUUUUGGUUGGUUUUCUUUCUGUUCCCUGUUGGGAUCGGUCCGUCAGUCGUCACAGGACAGGGGCAUGUUUACACAAACCACUGGGCGGUGCGGAUCCCAAGCGGCCCCGAGCAAGCUGAUGUAGUCGCAGCAAAGUAUGGAUUUAUCAACCUGGGAAAGAUAGGAAGUUUGGAGGAUCAUUACCAUUUCCACCACAGGAGAGUUUUUCGCAGAGCUGCCUACUCUUUGAAGGGCCCCCACAGCUUCAUCCAUAUGGAUCCCAAGGUGGAUUGGGCCCAGCAGCAGGAAGUAAAACCAAGAGUUAAGAGGUAUGCCCAUAGUGACCCAAACGUCAUUAAUUUCAAUGACCCUAAAUGGUCCAACAUGUGGUACAUCCACUGUGAUGAUAAGAGCAGCUACUGUCGGUCAGAGAUGAACAUUGUAUCAGCCUGGCAGAGAGGCUACACCGGCAGAAAUGUGGUGGUCACCAUACUGGAUGAUGGUAUUGAGAGGAACCACCCUGAUCUGGCUCCAAACUAUGACCACCUCGCAAGCUAUGAUGUCAAUGGGAAUGACCAUGACCCUUCACCACGCUAUGACCCUCGCAAUGAAAACAUACAUGGAACACGGUGUGCAGGGGAAGUUGCAGCAGUGGCCAAUAACUCCCACUGCAUCGUUGGGAUUGCCUAUAAUGCUCACAUUGGAGGGAUUCGGAUGCUGGAUGGUGAUGUGACUGAUAUAGUAGAAGCCAAGUCCCUGGGAAUCCGACCUGACUACAUUGACAUAUACAGUGCCAGCUGGGGGCCAAGAGACGAUGGCAAGACAGUGGAUGGCCCAGGACCGUUAACAAAGCAGGCUUUUGAGCAAGGCAUUAAGAAGGGUCGCAAGGGCUUGGGGUGCAUUUUUGUUUGGGCGUCAGGUAACGGAGGUCGGCAGGGUGAUCACUGUUCAUGUGAUGGUUACACCAGCAGUAUCUACACUAUCUCCAUCUCCAGCACCACAGAGAAUGGAAACAAGCCGUGGUACCUGGAGGUCUGCAGCUCCAUAAUAGCCACGACCUACAGCAGUGGAGAGUUUAAUGAAAGGAAGAUUGUGACCACUGACCUCCGGCACCGCUGCACUGAAGCUCAUACCGGCACUUCUGUCUCGGCUCCCAUGGUGGCCGGAAUUAUUGCCCUCGCCCUUGAGGCCAAUCUUUUGCUGACGUGGAGGGAUAUUCAACAUCUUCUGGUAAAGACAUCUAGACCUGUGCACCUGAAAGCUGAUGAUUGGAAGACCAAUGCUGCUGGACACAGAGUCAGCCACUUGUAUGGCUUUGGCCUGGUGGAUGCAGAAGCCAUGGUUGUGGAGGCUUCAAAGUGGAGGACUGUACCUCCUCAGCACACCUGCAGUCAGAGACUUGUGCGAGCCACCAGGUACAUCCAUGCUGGUCAAAAUCUCAACAGCAGCAUUACCACCUCGGGGUGUUCAGUAGAACCUGAGCAGCUCGUGGAUUACCUGGAGCAUGUGGUGGUCAGGGUUCUGAUCGCCCACCCGCGACGAGGAGACCUGGAGAUUAACCUCAUCUCUCCAUCUGGUACAAGAUCACAGCUACUGGCCAAGAGGCUGUUUGACAGUUCCAAUGAGGGCUUCAACAACUGGGAGUUCAUGACGGUUCAUUUUUGGGGCGAGAGGGCAGAAGGCACAUGGACACUGGACAUUACUGACACACCAUCAAAACCACGCAACCCUGAGGUGCUAGGCAACCUAAAGGAAUGGACACUGGUCCUUUAUGGAACAUCUCAGAACCCUUACCAGCCCUACAAAACUCAGCCCUCCCGUUCAAGAACAUUAGAGACCACAGCACCAGAUGAGGUCAUGGAAGAGCAAGAGUUCCAGGAGGGGGAGGAGGAGGAGGAGGAGGAGGAGUACAAUGGACCAUGUCACCAUGAGUGUGGAGACCAGGGCUGUGAUGGACCAGAUGUUGAUCACUGCCGUAACUGUGUCCACUUCAGCUCAGGCAGCUUGAAAAGUGGCAGAACCUGUGUGAGCCACUGUCCACUGGGACACUAUGAGGACAUAGGGGCUCAUCGCUGUAUACGCUGCUAUAAAGGUUGUGAGACAUGUGUUGGCAAAUCAGGUGGACACUGUCUUUCCUGUCGAAGAGGUCUUUACCUCAACCCACUCAACUCUAGUUGCAUUGAUUCCUGCCCCACAGGCUACUUUGCUGAUGAGAAUCAGAGACAGUGUCUGAAGUGUAAUAUCACCUGUAUGAAAUGCCUGAGCUAUGCAGAUAGAUGCAGUGCCUGCAGUGAAGGUUACAGUCUGGCAGGUAUGACCUGUAUUCCUGAAUGCACCAAUGGAACCUUUUUCCAUCUUGAAGAGAUGACGUGCAGCCCAUGCCAUUCCUCUUGUCAGACCUGUACAGGACGAGGUAAGGAGGAGUGUAUCCAGUGUACUAAGGGCUACCUGCAGCAGGAGUGGAGAUGUGUGGAGACCUGUUCUCCUGGCUACUACUCUGCAGAGGCAGCAGGAGUCCCCCAUAAGAUUUGUCAGAGGUGUGAGGAAAACUGUCUGAGCUGCAGUGGCCCAGGAACAACCUGCACAAAAUGCAAAGAGGGUUACAGCCUGGUCAGCAGGACUUGUAUUGUAAAUGCAUCAUGUAGUAAUGCUGAUGAGGUAUUCUGUGACAUGGUCAAGUCCAACCGUCUCUGUGAGAGGAAGCUUUACCGUCAGUUCUGCUGCCAUACCUGUCUGUUGAAUGGAUGAGGAGCCAACACCUCUUUAUGCUUACUCAGUGUUAAAAUAUAGACAACAACUUAAGUGUUGUGAAUGGCUUUAAACUUAAUUAGUUACAUGGAAGUAAAGGUAUGGGGGAUCCGACAGCUCCCCCCCCCCAUCAACGGCUUGCCUUGUCUGCACCAAAUGUUUUUUUUAAAUAAAUAAUUAAUG